GUUAGCAGCUUUGCGCGCUAAUAGGAUUAGGGAGGUUUAAAACUGUCAUUUGAGUGAACUAAACCCCCUGAUACUCUGCAUUGCACCUUCUUAACCAAUUUGCCUUCAAUUAGGGUAAUUGGGAAACUAGCAAAGAAGUAUAGCAUUAAUAUUUUAAAGUGAUGAAGUGAUUACGGGCCUUGGACAAGGAAGCAAAUCAAUUUGCUAUCUGCUCCUAAAAGGCAAUUAUAAUCAUUUGGCAAAUCAGCCUGCUGCCUCCCCCCGGGCGAGGCAACACCUUGCGGUGGCCGUGGGGCCGGCACGGCACACCCAGCGCCGGGGCCGGGCAGCUGGGCAGUCCCCUGCCCCCAAAGCCGGCACCCCGGGGACCUCCCUGCCCCCCGGGCCGCUGGGGCGCUCUGGGGGAGCAUCAGUGAGGGGCACGCGGCUCCUGCGCUCGUCACAGUGGCCAGCACGGGCGCAAGUGGGGUCCAGUUUGCGCCCCGGGCCCCACACAUCGCCCCUGCCCUGGGGAUGUCCCUGGUACCUCCACAGGCAGCCCCUCCCUGCUCUCCCCUGCACUCUCUUGCAGCACUGCAUGGCAUGGGGGUGUCACCCCACCCCCAGGGGCCGCAUGGCCCACCUGUGUCAUGCCAUCCCUGGUGUGUGGUCUUGCCAUCCUCAGGGCAGUGCCAGCGUGUCCCUGGGGUGGCGGCACACUGUCCCCGGGGCGGUGGUGUGCCAUCCUCAAGACAACAUCACACUGUCCCCAAGGAGGUGUGAGACAGGGCAGGUGAAGCCUCAUAACCUGGGUAGGGACAACGGGAUGGCCUUGGGGUCCACACCAGGGCACAGAGUGGGCUGUGGGGUCUCACCAACAGCAGCUCUUGUGCAGAGGGCACAGACCCUCUAGGAGCCAGCAGCCAUCUGGCACAGGGUGCUGGGGUCCAAAAGCCCCACAGUGACAUUUGCUAUCCGAAAGGGGAAGCGUGGCAAGGAGGGGAAGGGAGUGGGAGGAAACCCAGACAGGUCCGGGGGCGGCGGUGGUUACAGGUGGCAGGAAGAUGGUUUUGGGAGAAAGUAAAAGUGAGCAAAGAAAGAAAAGGGCAAAAUCCACUGCAGAUGAUGGGAGCUGUGGGCAGCUGUGGGCAAGCACAUCCCCCAGCACAGCCCAGGAACCCCACCAUGAUGUUUCCAUCAUUCUUUGGGACCCAGGGGCAGCAGUGGGAGUGGGGAGAAGAAUAGUAGUCCUGCUCCUCAGCCUGGUUGCCUUUGUCCCACAGCCCCUCAGGCCAGGGCCCAUGGGCAUUCCCCAGGGAUUGUCCCCUUGGCUGGAUCCCACAGCUGGUCCCCACAGAGUGUUCCCAUGCCUGGCUCCAGUGUUCAGUCCCAUGCCCCUGAUUCAUCCCCACACCUGGUCCUAUGGGCACUGCCCCAUGGCUGCUUCCCACACUUGGCCCCCCUGCCUGGUCCCUCUGCUCUGGUCCCCGUGAGUGUUCCCUGCCCAGUCUUCAUACCAGGUUCUCAAGCCUGUUCAGGGGGGGUGGUCUCCGUGGCUGGUCCCUACACCUGGGCCCACAACCAGACCCCAGAGCAGAUCCCCAGACCAUGUCUGCACCCUGGGUCCUCACAGUGGGACCCCAUGCCUAGUCCCCAUCCCUGUCCCCACACCUGUCCCCAUCUCUGCUUCCCACAUGGGCAGGGCUCUGCAGGCAGCAUCACUGAGAGCCACAGGGCCACCCAGGCUGUCACAGGGCCACCCCCAGACAUGCCAUCCCUAUCCGGGGGGACAACACCCGUCACUGCAGCAUCCCCAUCCCACCGAGGCUUGGGGCAUCUGCCCUGGACCCCAUCCCUGGGGCAGAGCCUCUGCAGCCCAAGGAAAUCCUGCCCCCUCCCCCUCCAUCCUUUCUUCUCCGCUCCCCCUGUUUCUAAUUCUUUCUCCUCGCCCGUAAUGAGGGGAUUACACGGCAAACUCCAGCAGGACGCCUUUGUGGGGAGACAAUCCGAGUGGGGAAGGCAGUUCGGGGCUUUGUCCGCCCCUGCCCCCCCGGACCCGUGCUGGGGGGACAUUUAGAGCAAUUACUUGUCCAGAAAGUAACUGUCAAUCAUUCUUAAAGGGGAAGGCCUCCAAUUAAUAACCUCGUCUUAAUCCUUUGGACUCAUUUCCAAUCUGCGGUGCCUUGGUGACAUCUGCAACACUAAAUAAAGAUUCUCCCGAGCCUUAGCACGGCGGUUCUGUGACAAAUAAGAAGACUAGAGGCAACUUUGGCUGCCAAAGCUGCGAGAUUGGUGAGGUUGAGCCGCUUGUUUGGUUCCCGGGAGGGACCAGCAAAGUUAAAUACUCCUGGAAAAGCCGAGUUGGGCCCAGCAGGUAACGCCGUUUUUUUCCAAUUCGGGACAAAGCGCUGAGGGAAGAUGCUGAGAAAGGGAGUGGGUGUCCCCAGGGUGUCCCCAGGGUGUCCCCAGGGUGUCCCCAGGGUGUCCCCAGGGGUGGUGUUGGGGACGGGGCUGGCACCAUUCCCUGGGGACUCAGGAGCGGGUGUGGGCACCUGCCAGUUUCACUCGCCCCGAAUCACAGAGCCAGGGGCAGGAGUCACCCAUGCUCCUACCACCUGUCCCAGGCGGCUUGAGCCCAGGGAGCCAAAUUCUGGCACCCAGAUGGGCUUCCAAAGGCAAAGAAUGGGGUCCCAGUGGAAGCUGGGGCUGUCCCUGGACUGUCUCUUCCACAUCCCCUGCUGCCAGAGGAGGCCUCUUGUCCUCACGGAUGUUCUGCUGCUUUGCAGUUCUCAGGAAGUAAGGUUUUUUACCCACUUUUACCAGGGCUCAAUAUUGUUUCUGCUGCUUUAUUGGGCAUCUUUACCAGCAGCCAUAUCCUCCCCCCAGCUAGCAGCCCCCACAGGGAAACUAUGAGCUGGGGAAUAGAGGAGAUGGGGGUAAGAACUCUCCUGAGAUACUGGAUCCUUAUGGUUCCCAGCACAGGUUUGCAGCUUAAAAACUUAAACUCAAAAAUUGCUGCUAGCAUGACAGUGGCUGCAGGAAGAUGCCCUUUGGGAGCCGGAUUUUAGCAAUGCCCCCACCCUGAGCUCAGUGUGGCCUGUUUCCAGGCAGGAUUCCCAAAACACUGGUGGCAAAGGCUUGGGAGUCCUGAGGCCAGUCCCUGGAGGAUGAGGAAUAUGGGAUGUUUGGUUGGUGCUGAUGUCCCCCCAGCCUGAUCUAUAAUGCUUCCCCAGUUCCCCACUCAGGGACAUCUUUGCCCCCCCAGCCAGGCCGAGGCAGAUGGGGGUGGGGGUCCCACCCUUGCCCCCAUCCCACAGGGUCUGGUGCUGCCUCCCUGCUGCUGGGUCACUGCUGCUCUGGGAUUUUGCUGUUCUUGGCUCAUCUGUGCUCCCAGGUUGGGGUUUGCUGCUCUCUGGAGAGUUUUUUCCUCAUUUGCUUUCUGAUGGGGUCAGGGGGUGAACCAUGGGGCUCCAUCUCUGCACCUUACCCCUGUCCCCCCACCAUUGCCCCACUUCUUCUCCUGCUUGCCCCAUCUUAUCUCCAGCCCCUCCAGCCUCUCUCACCCCAAUGCCCAUCUCACCCAUUCCUAUUGCCCCAGCUCAUUCCAGCUCCCCCCCCAGCUCUGGCUCCCCCCAUUGCUCUAUGAGGUCAUGGGACAUGGUUGGGCAGGGCUGAUGGGGGUCCUGAUGGGGUGCUGGAUCCCUUGGGGGCUCUGUACCCUAGGAGGUUGCUCUAGGCGCUCAGCCCCCCUCUCUCCUCUCCUUGCAGGUGCAGAGCUGCGCAAAUGAGAAGCAGGUGCCACCAUGUUCCUGAAUAAGUGUGAGGGGGACCUGGGAGAGUUGCGUAAGCCAGGGGACGGCGAGGCCACCCCACCGGCCACCACCGAGGAGGAGCAGCCCAAGAAGAAGCACCGGCGGAACCGCACCACCUUCACCACGUACCAGCUGCACGAGCUGGAGCGUGCCUUCGAGAAAUCCCACUACCCCGACGUGUACAGCCGCGAGGAGCUGGCCAUGAAGGUCAACCUGCCGGAGGUCCGCGUGCAGGUCUGGUUCCAGAACCGACGAGCCAAGUGGAGGAGGCAGGAGAAGAUGGAAGCCAGUUCCAUGAAGCUUCACGACACUCCCGUGCUCUCCUUCAACCGGCCCCCCAUGACCCCCAACGUGGGGCCCAUGAGCAACUCCCUCCCACUCGACCCAUGGCUGACAUCCCCCAUCUCCAGCGCCACCACAGUCCACAGCAUCCCCGGCUUCAUGGGAGCCCCCCAGGCCCUGCAGCCCCCCUACGCUGGGCACUCCUUCCUCAACACCCCCCCACCGAUGGCGCAGGGCAUGCAGCCCAUGGCCCCCGCGCCCUACCAGUGCGGCACCCCCUUUGUGGACAAGUACCCGCUGGAGGAGGUGGACCAGAGGAGCUCCAGCAUCGCCUCGCUCCGCAUGAAAGCCAAGGAGCACAUUCAGACCAUUGACAAGACCUGGCAGCCCAUUUGAUGAACACUCCCCUCCGAGCUCCCCGGCUGCCGCUCCCAGCCCUGGUGCUGGCUCGGCCCCACAGCGGGUGAGGGAGGACGGUGGGUGCUCAGCAGGACCAAAGCUGGCACCGGGCAGGGAUGCUGGACUGUGUCUUCCCCACACUGACCCAGCACCAGUGGUGCUGGGGGAGCGAGUCAGGGUGCUGGCUGGACCCCAUGGCUGGGGGAAAGCACUCCAGGAGAGCCCCUUUGCCUUUCUAAGGCACCGAGAUCAUCUGAGGACAUGGCUGAGGCUCAGGUAUCCCAUUGUGCCACCAGACCACCCACCACACCCCAGCUGGACAUCUCCUUUCUCCAUACCCCCUCCCCUUUCCACUAUUCUUUUUUGCUUUUUUUUUUUUAAUGCUGCAGAUUUAAACAAAACUGAACAGAGAGCUCUAGUUUUGUAGGGAGUACCUGGGGGGAUGUUUUAGCUGUGUUGGGGCACGCUGCCGGUCACGCCAGGAGAUGUGCCGGCACCAAGAGCACGGGUGUAUUGUGAGUAAAGAGAUAAGCUGGACAGCUGCUGCAUGCUGGAGUCGGGUGCUGCUGGGGCCUCAGUUAUGCUGUGCCCUCCUUAGCACUGUGUGGUUGCCAAGCCUCUGCAGAAAAGAGCUUUCCUGGGGGCAUGGGAGCAGCCCUGCACACCCUCCUGCCCUGCUCCCUUGGGAUGCUGCGUGCAGGUGUGG
Molecule: messenger RNA, 5178 nt
Organism: Parus major (Great Tit)
Lineage: Eukaryota; Metazoa; Chordata; Aves; Passeriformes; Paridae
Gene: RAX2
Product: retina and anterior neural fold homeobox 2
Exons: 3
Coding region: 3783-4469 (228 amino acids)
Biological process (GO): positive regulation of transcription by RNA polymerase II
Molecular function (GO): RNA polymerase II cis-regulatory region sequence-specific DNA binding; DNA-binding transcription factor activity, RNA polymerase II-specific
Source: RefSeq, a predicted model, not a curated record